AUCAAAUCUAACAAGUGGCACUUUACAAGGCACCGAAUCUUAAAAAGGUCAAACUCAGCUCAUGAUCUCUCACUCUUAGCUUAGUAUCAUCAUCUGAAUGGCAGCUUCUCCGAGCGAGAUGGAACAUUCCGGCGAUCGAUUUGAUGUGGUGGUUGUUGGUGCAGGUAUCAUGGGUAGCGCUACUGCUUAUCAACUAGCAAAAAGGGGUGAAAAAACUCUUCUACUAGAGCAAUUUGACUUCUUGCACCACCGUGGAUCAUCACAUGGUGAGUCCCGCACUAUCCGAGCAACCUACCCACAAGACUACUACUGUGCCAUGGCGAUGGAAUCCUCCACCCUUUGGGAGGAAGCCCAGUCAGAGAUUGGCUUCAAGGUUUAUUUCAAAGCCCAACAAUUAGAUAUGGGGCCAUCAGAUAACGAAGAUCUCCUUUCUAUUUUCUCUAGCUGCCAGAAAAACUCGGUUCCUUAUGAGAUCCUUGACCAUCAAGAAGUGGCGGAGAAAUUUUCCGGCAAGAUUGACAUACCGGAGAACUGGAUUGGGAUAUAUACUCAGCUUGGUGGGGUAAUAAAAGCCACCAAGGCAGUGUCAAUGUUCCAAGCACUAGCAUGUCGAAAGGGUGCAAUUUUAAGAGACAACAUAGAAGUGAAGGGCAUAGUUAAGGAUGCAGAAAAAGGAGGGGUAUGGAUUUCCGCUUCUAAUGGGGAAAAAUUUUGGGCUAAAAAGUGCAUAAUCACAGCAGGGGCUUGGGCGAGAAAGCUUGUUAAAACCGUCAGCGGCUUUGAAUUGCCAAUACAACCCUUGGAAACUACAGUGUGUUAUUGGAGAAUCAAGGAAGGCCAUGAAUCUGAGUUUGCUAUAGGAGGUGAUUUUCCAACUUUUGCUAGCUACGGACCACAACUAAUAUACGGCACGCCGUCGUUGGAGUUUCCCGGUUUAAUCAAGAUUGCCUUGCACGAUGGCUACCCUUGUGAUCCUGAUAAAAGACCAUGGGGACCUGCAAUGUUGUUGAGUUCUUUGAAGGAGUGGAUUGAGGGGAGAUUUUCAGGGCUUGUUGAUCACGGUGAGCCAGUUGUUAGCCAAUCGUGCAUGUACUCCAUGACCCCAGAUGAAGAUUAUGUUAUAGAUUUUGUGGGUGGAGAGUUCGGGAAGGAUGUGGUUGUUGGGGGUGGGUUUUCAGGACAUGGAUUCAAAAUGGCCCCACUGGUGGGAAAGACUUUAGCGGACAUGGCUCUCUAUGGGAAGGCUGAAGGAGUGAAUCUUAAGCACUUCAGAAUACAAAGAUUUGAAAGGAAUCCUAAAGGGAACAUCAAGGACCCUUCAGAAGACCGAGUUGGCUUUUCUUCCAAUAACAAGUAGACUAGCUAUAUGUAUAUUUUUCAGACCCACUCUCCGGUUAAUGUAGCGAACUAGGACUUUUAUUGCCUUUGUUUGGUUCCUCUGAACCACAUUCCCUAUCCCAAACAAAAUUUUAGGUUUUAAGACAAAAACCACCGACUCGUCCACCCAGUGAUUCUUUCUUCAGCCAAACUUUCAUCCUUUACACGAAGCGUUGCGUAACGGGCAACUAUGAGUAGCCACGAUAUGAUUUAAAAUCUUUGUUUUUUUUUUUU
Messenger RNA from Manihot esculenta (cassava), 1611 nucleotides. RefSeq names its product probable sarcosine oxidase. Gene Ontology annotation, molecular function: flavin adenine dinucleotide binding; sarcosine oxidase activity. Lineage: Eukaryota; Viridiplantae; Streptophyta; Magnoliopsida; Malpighiales; Euphorbiaceae. Bases 98 to 1357 code for a protein of 419 amino acids. The transcript has a single exon. The record is from RefSeq and is a predicted model, not a curated record.